Molecule: messenger RNA, 412 nt
Organism: Aspergillus novofumigatus IBT 16806
Lineage: Eukaryota; Fungi; Ascomycota; Eurotiomycetes; Eurotiales; Aspergillaceae
Product: glutaredoxin
Exons: 3
Coding region: 1-309 (102 amino acids)
Biological process (GO): cellular response to oxidative stress
Cellular component (GO): cytoplasm; nucleus
Molecular function (GO): glutathione disulfide oxidoreductase activity
Source: RefSeq, a predicted model, not a curated record
AUGUCAGCCGCAAAGACCAAAGCUCAGAACCUGAUCAACGAGAAUGCCGUUGUGGUCUUCUCGAAAUCCUACUGCCCCUACUGCAACGCCAGCAAGAAGACGCUCAGGGACCUCGGCGCCAAGUUUUAUGCGCUGGAACUGGAUGAGAUUGACGACGGAACCGAGAUCCAGAAUGCGCUGUAUGAAAUCACGCAGCAGCGGACCGUGCCGAAUAUCUUCAUCGGGCAGAAGCAUAUUGGUGGGAACUCGGAGUUGCAGGCCAAGUCCGCGCAGUUGCCGGCUUUGUUGAAGGAGGCGGGUGCGUUGUAGAUUGGCUAUAGAUAGAUAUGCUUAGAAUCCUGGUCUACGCUAAAUCGAUGUGUUUUACUGUGAUCUGUAACAGUUUUGUGUUCAUGGGUUGAGAUGGAAUAUU